Messenger RNA from Papilio machaon (common yellow swallowtail), 798 nucleotides. RefSeq lists its product as uncharacterized. The record is from RefSeq and is a predicted model, not a curated record. The transcript is spliced from 3 exons. Lineage: Eukaryota; Metazoa; Arthropoda; Insecta; Lepidoptera; Papilionidae. Bases 141 to 785 code for a protein of 214 amino acids.
UUCAUGUCAUUGUCAUUCAUGUUAUUCUUGACCGAAAUCCGAUAUUUUAAUUUCUUUUAUUUUGUUGAAAGAUUAGUUUGUAAAUAAAAUUUAUAAUUCUUGUUAGCAUGUAAGACACAGUAGUAAAAAAACAGAACAAAAUGAAUUCUUUACACAGCACCGUCAAAUAUUUAAGGCGCAUAAAUGUAGCGACCGCUUUAAACACCCUUAAGGAAUUUAAAAGCCCACCUAAAUAUAUAUCAAAAGAAAGCAUCGUUAGCAACUGCAAAAGUAUUACAUUUUGUCCACGAAGUAUUGGGCUUGGAAUAGAAGAUAAGCCAAGUAUAAACCGUGUAAAACAAGAUCCAUUAUCGUAUAUACCUAUAAUAAAUCCUCGUUCCAUCUUACCUAUUAUUGACACUAAUUGGCGGAAAGAUGAGAUUGGAUUACCUGCUAUUAGACAAGAGGAAAAGCAGGCAGUACGUCUCAUUGUCAUCAGGCGCAAGAAAAUGAAGAAACACCAAAGGAACAAGCUUUGGAAGAGAAUGAGGCACCGUUGGGCUCGGAUCAAGAAGCGAAGACGUCAAAUAAAAGAGAAGAUCUUCCAAAAUGAACUGCUGGCAAUGGUGAAAGCGGCUAAUGAAUUCUCAGCAGAGCAGUAUGUGGCCAGUAAGAUAGAGAGUGCCAACCACACACCACUGCCUACACGUUGGAGACACAAGCGUCUGCCAGCGUUCAUUAUACGACAGCUACUCGGAAUUGAUAAGAAAAUCAACUACAAACACACUGAUGUCUAUAAAGCUUAGAAUAUUACGUUUU